Messenger RNA from Ogataea parapolymorpha DL-1, 768 nucleotides. RefSeq lists its product as uncharacterized. The transcript has a single exon. The coding region runs from base 1 to 768 and encodes 255 amino acids. The record is from RefSeq and is a predicted model, not a curated record. Lineage: Eukaryota; Fungi; Ascomycota; Pichiomycetes; Pichiales; Pichiaceae.
AUGUUGUGGUGUAUUUGGCUAACCUUACUACUGGGCAGUGUGGUUUCUGCGCAGGUGCCGGAGGAGAGCGGCGACUCGGAUCAGGCUUUGGCAGAAGAGUUGCUCAUCAGUUUCGACUCGUACGAAAAUGACCAUAUCAACGUAUUUCUCAACACCUACACACUGGAGGACAACGACGGGUCCACUACGCAACGACGUGACGUCUUUGGCCGUCUGGAAAUCAUGGUAAAGAAAUACGACGGAGACCGCAAGUUGAGCAACAUUCUGCACCAGGAGCUUAUCUACAAUUUAAGUUCGGCAAAAAACCUUCCACAGAGCGAUUGUGGCUGGUUCCGCAGCAACAGCCGGUCUGUUGACUACGUCCCGAUGGAGCCGGUCCAGAUCAACAACAAGGUAUACGACUACAGGGGUGGCCAGCUGGUGAACGUGCGGUUGCUCUAUUUCCAGCUAGUGCAUUUCGGCGUCGAGACGGCGUUCGUGGGACGCAAGUUUCUGGUCGUUGUUAAGUACCUGGAAGAUGAGAUCUUCCUUGUGAGCGAUAUGGAGCCGGACCACGAUGAGAGCAGGGGCUGGACCCAAUUUGUGCAGCACAACGAGUAUUGGAUUAUUUCGCUGCUUUCUGUUCUAUUUCUGGUGCUUUCGCUAAUCGCCAUCUAUCUGCUGGUGCUCUUCAACAGUAGACUUGCCGAUCGUGCGAGCCGGCGCAAGGGCCGCGACUGGGCUGAGGACGAGAAAGAGCGACUGAUACGCGAACUUUUCAAGAGAUGA